AACCCAUCCAUUUCCGGUUUAAUCUUUCAGAAAUUUGCACAAAAAUUGUUAAGAUUUCAGUCGAUUUAGACAUGUUUAAAUCCUUUGCAUAGGAUAAAAGUACAAAAUCAUCGUUCUAUAAUGACUGAGUUCCAUCUUAGGCGUAUCGGUGUACCUCCAAGUCAUCCUGAAGUAGGGAAUUGUUUGAGGCUAAAGAACCAUAACAAUGCACGAACCACAUUUGGGCGGGACACCUCACAGAGUCACUACAUAGACUCCACACAGUAUGAGAGACUCAUAUCACGACGGCAGGCAGAAAUCACAUGUCUCGAAACUCAAAAUGGUGCUUUACAAUUUGUUCUAAAAGACAUGAGUCUCAAUGGAACAUAUGUGAAUGAUGUCAGGGUAAAUGGGCAGUGUGUCUUGAAUUCAGGGGAUUCUGUCACAUUUGGCCACAUUCAGGGUGUCAAGAUAUCUCCAGGACAAUAUGCUCCCCAGAAUGACUCAGAGUUCAAGUUUGUGUUUGAAGAAGUAACUGAAGACAAUCAGAGCCUGGAGCCUGAGAUAGUAUAUCACACACUGGAUACAGUUGGCACAGACGUCACAGACUGUACAGACACAGAUUAUAUACCCCCUGAUAGCACCACUAAUGACACCAGCACUAACUAUGUAGCCCUACAGACCACUAACACCUACCAUGGAGACUCAGGUAUUGAGGAUGCCAACUCAAGGGGCCAGGAGAGACUUAGCAUGGGAAGUCCAGAUGCUGAUGAGUUAGGUGCUCAGGAGGUUGUUGGUAGUGGAGAAGAGGAAGACAACUCAGACAGUGAAGAAGAUAUAUUUAAAGCAAAAACAAAUAAAAAGGGUGGAAAGAAAAAAGACACUCCCAAAAACACAAAAGCUAAUAAAGCAAAAGAAACUCAAAAAAUCACUGGUGCUGCAAAAAGGAAAAAAGGUUCAAGACGACCUAGCAUAGGCAAGAAAAAACAGAAGCUUGAUUCGUCAUCAAAUCAAGAUCAAGAUGACACAUGGUAUUGGCAUGACGACAGUAACAAAUGUGCAGCUUACGACUGUGAACGGCCAGGAAAUAAUGAAAAAGUGGAAUGGGUCCAAUGUGAUGACUGCGACGAAUGGUACCACACCCAAUGUGCAGGCUGUAAGUACUCUUUAGUAAAGAAAUCAAACACAGAAUUCCAUUGUGGAUGUACGUGAAGCCCCUUGAACAAUGCUCAACAUGGACACUCUUCAUGUGAAGUGCAAGUAUAGAAGACAAAAGCUUCCAGGAAAGUAACACACAGCUUUAUCUAGUAAAACUACAAGGAAAUGUGUACAUAUGUUAUAUGUGUUCCCUGUCAUUAAAACAUGAAUGGACAUGGGAGACUAAGAUCUUUUUCAUUUUGACUGAAAUAGGAAAGAAAAAACAAGUCCAACUCUAGUAAUACAGAGUUCAUUUGUUGAAAGACAGUAAUGUAGAUUUGAAGAGCAGAAUAAGUGUAUUUGCUACAUAAUUAGUGAAACGUGGGAAGUGUUGUUAUUGUUAUGUUGUGAGGCCUGACUGAGUAGGCACAGCGAUUGUACUGACGUAGAAGAUUCCGAGAUAAGGCAAUCCAGUGUCCUAUGUUUUGAUCUCUUUGCUCUAUGUACCAAGAGUGCUCCGGUGCAUGUAUUAAUUAUUAGUAUUUGGUUGAGCACUCUGUAUGGACCAUCUAGACUCUUUGUUCUGAAUACAUGUCCGGUCUCAAUAGCAUUGUCAGAAAUAAUAGAUGGCACCAUAUUAGCCAUACAUUUUUGGGACUUCUUUUGAGUUUUUU
Owenia fusiformis is the source of this 1790-nucleotide messenger RNA. NCBI's taxonomy places the organism in Eukaryota, Metazoa, Annelida, Polychaeta, Sabellida, Oweniidae. The record is from the annotation of a GenBank genome assembly.